Molecule: messenger RNA, 1962 nt
Organism: Sipha flava (yellow sugarcane aphid)
Lineage: Eukaryota; Metazoa; Arthropoda; Insecta; Hemiptera; Aphididae
Gene: Tmep
Product: transmembrane protein 184B
Exons: 9
Coding region: 464-1693 (409 amino acids)
Biological process (GO): transport
Molecular function (GO): transporter activity
Source: RefSeq, a predicted model, not a curated record
UUUUCUCCUCUCCUUCCGCCACGUUCGUCGUCGUCUUCACCCGUCGCCCUCGUCAGUUCUGCUCAGACCGAUCGUUCCGAUCGUUCUGCGUACGUGUGACACUCUGACGGCGCCGCGCAUUGUACCGUAUCCGUGCUCCGUUUUGGCGUACAUUCACUUUUUGCGUCGUCCGUGACGUGCCACUCACCGAGUUAGAGUUAACGGACGUGUCGCCUCGCGUCCAAGCCACGUUUUCGCGGGUCAUGUGAAUGCCGGACAUCCGACAGGAAAUCGACCAAGCGAACAUCGCCGAACAAUAUGUCAGUUUUGCCGCGUGCACUCGCCGCAACAACCACUAAUAACGCCUUGGCCGCUCUUCGUCCCGACGGACGCUAAACGGAGUAAUAACAACGAUUACCUCUGCUCUGCCUGUCGACUUCAUCUCGCCAUCACCUUUGCGCUGUCACUAGCCGAAUAGUUAAAAAUGGCAUCCAGUAAUAACACAGAGACAACAACUGAUACUGUAGAAAUUAUCACUCAGUGGGUUGCUCAAGCCCAAUCAAAUCCAAUAUUUUUACAAACAACUGCUGCCCAAGUAAUUGCUGGAUUAUUUGUUUGGACAGCCGUGUUUGUUACAUGUCAACAGAUAUAUCAUCACCUCCAAUGGAAUACGAAUCCGGCCGAACAACGAUGGAUCAUCCGAAUAUUGUUUAUUGUACCCAUUUACGCACUUCAUUCGUGGGUCAGUUUGUUGUUCUUUAACAACGAACACUACUACGUGUAUUUCUUUACAAUUAGAGAUUGCUAUGAAGCUUUUGUGAUUUACAAUUUCAUGAGUCUAUGCUACGAAUAUUUGGGUGGUGAAGGUAAUAUAAUGAGUGAAAUCCGUGGGAAACCCAUUCAGUCUAGCUGGCAAUAUGGAACUUGUUGUUUAACAGGACGUACUUACACAAUUGGAUUCUUACGUUUUUGCAAGCAAGCAACUUUGCAGUUUUGUUUGGUAAAACCGUCAAUGGCUUUUGUUAUUAUUUUCCUACAGUAUUUUGGACACUAUCAUGAUGGUGAUUGGAGCAUGAAUGGAGGGUAUUUAUAUGUAACAGCCAUCUACAAUUUAUCAGUCAGCUUAGCCCUUUAUGGACUGUUUUUAUUCUAUUUCGCUACUAGAGAUCUCCUUAUACCUUAUGAGCCUGUUCUAAAAUUUUGCACCAUAAAAAGUGUAAUUUUCCUAUCAUUCUGGCAAGGUGUAUUACUGGCAGUUUUAGAAAAAGCAAAAUUCAUUGAUCCUGUCAUCGAUGCUAGUGGUCAACCCACAAGUGCUGGUACAGUGUCUGCUGGAUACCAAAACUUUUUAAUCUGUAUUGAAAUGUUAUUUGCUUCAUUGGCACUUAGAGCUGCCUUUCCGUAUGAGAUUUAUGCUAAUAACGCACAAACAGGAACAGGACAUCCCACUAGUUCGCGUACUGUUACCAUGCAAAGUAUUUCCAGUAGUUUAAAGGAAACAAUGAAUCCCAAAGAUAUAAUGACAGAUGCCAUACAUAAUUUUCAUCCACAAUAUCAACAAUAUACACAAUAUAGUUCAGGUGGCCAAAAAAAUUAUGGAUCCAAAAGCAGUGGAGUUAAUGACAACAAUGGAAGAUCAAAGACAGCAAAAAAAUCAACUCCAGUGUAUAAUGAAAAGGCAAUGCUGCUGAGCUCUGAUGAAGAAUUACCUUGAAUUACCAUAAUCUAACAUUAAUGUAUACGUAUAAUAUUCUUUUUGGUUUUAUUUCAUUGCUUUAAACUCGUGUAUAACCGAUAUUCUGAAAUGCCAUAUAGCCUGUAACAAUUGUGCAAUUUUCUAGUCUAAUACCAAUCGCAGUGCAAUAUUUUUGAACCUAAAUUUUUGUUUCUUGUUUUUGUUACUCUAUUUUUAACAUAAAUUUGCAGUAUUUAAGCUUAAAAGAUGAUCAACUAUGACUAAAUAUAUGCACAUCUUGUCCUUAA